This is a messenger RNA of Plasmodium malariae, 681 nucleotides long. Lineage: Eukaryota; Apicomplexa; Aconoidasida; Haemosporida; Plasmodiidae. The record is from the annotation of a RefSeq genome assembly.
AAUUAAUUUAUCAUUUCUAAGGGAAAACGUAAAAAUGAUAUAAAAUUAGAUUUAGGAAAUUGUUGAUUAUUAGCAGCAUGUGAAGAUUAAAAUGUUUCAAAUGUUGUAGUGUCAGAACAAGAUAUACAUAACUAUAAAGAGAACAAGUAAAAGGAUAUAUACAUCAGUAGUAAAGAGAACAAAAGAAUAAAGAUAAAACCAAGGAGAAAUUCAUUAUAUGAAGAAUUCGAUACACAAUAUAAUAUACAAAAAAAAUUAAUUUAUGGAAAAAUAACAUUAUCCAAAUUUGAAAGAAAUUUUUUCAAGAAACUUGAUUACAUAGAUUUUAUACAAAAAAAUCCGUUAAUUAGUAAUAAGAUAUACCAAAGACUAGUAAUUAAAAAGUUUGGAUUAACAAUAUAUUUACCUACUUUAGUACUUUCAUGGGUGAUAUUGGUAUCAUUAGGAGCCACAGUUUAUAGUUUUUUCCAUCAAAAUGCAUCAAGUACGGGAGGUGUACCAGCUGUACAAAGUGUACAAAUUUAUGAGGUUCAAAUAUUUUUUCUUGUAUUAUUGGGUAUAUUAUUUGUUAUAUUGAUGAUAUGGUCUGCAUUUACAUAUACGAAAUUUAGAAGACAUAAAAGAAUUAAAAAAUGGAAUGUUAAAAUGGAUAAAAGGAAUAUUUAUUUUUCUAUGGAGUAG